ACGGCGGAACAUUGGACAGGGCGAUGCUGUUUAGUCAGCAGCACCACUCGACCAAUGCCAGAUGACUGCAGCCUGAUCUCAACGGAAGUCGGACCCUGCAGCCUGACUCGCAGUGCCAGCGCGACGAGGCUUGACAAGGCUUGGCCAAAAUUAUUCCAGCGCAGCCAAAUCGGGGCAGAGAAACUCUGGAGUCGAGUCUCUACACGCUUCAAUUGCGCGCCACAUGUCGCAACGAUUUGAAUCCCAACGUGCGGUAAAUGCCUCGAUGGGCAGAAUAUGAUGAUGCUAGCGAGUCUCGAACCGCUACCAUUGGGGCCAAACGAAGCUCCUCUCGCCAUCAAGGUCAAGUCCAUUCCUCAACUCAGUCUCCAGUCCACUCCGAAUCUGUUUCUCCGAGCGACCGCGCCGUGAUGGGCAAUUCUCCCUCGCACUAUAUCCAGGAGCAUCUAUCCCCCGUAGCAGAGCAGUUUGACUCUACUGAGCGCUACGGCUCCGAGAACGGCAUGAGUCCUGAAGCCCAGGGCUUGGGCAAUAAUCGCCUUGCCACUGGCUUUCGUAAACCUCGAGUUGCUCUGUCCACAGAGCCAGUCUCUGGAUCGGAUGCACAUGACAGCGCUUACGACAAUGCCGGGGACGGUGACAGAUCCCGUCGCGAUACCAUUGAAAUCUCCUCCGACGAGGAUGAAUCAUCUGACAACGGAGGAAUGGUCAUCAACCUAGACGAUGAUGAUGAUGAUGAAGAGGACGCUAGAAUACCUGAUGCUAUGGUCGUUGAUGAUGAUGAGGAGGGCGAGGUCUUUUCAUCUGAGGACGAAGCGCUCGAGUCACACUCGCUCGUUAGAGAUAUCUCCCAUUCCAUCACCUCUGCACAUCAAGAUGCUCACCAGCAGCUACAGGCCGAGCUCGAGCAAAUUACCGAUUCCCUACCCACAACAUACCCGACGCCUCCACCGGCAGAAAAUGGGCAACCAGGUCGCCGUCGCCUGGCGGAUUUGACUCCAGACGAAUUGGAGCUGCAAUUGAAGUAUGCUCUGUUCGACGUUAGCCACGAUCAGGUCGACCUUCGUCGUCCGGCCGUCUGUCUCAGCUGUUUGCAGGAAGGUCACGUCGAGGAGAAAUGUCCCGAAAAGAUGUGUGUAUACUGUGCAGAAAUUGGUCAGCAUCCCAGCCGGCUCUGCCCUCGAGUCCGUCGUUGCUCUAGGUGUCGGGAGCGAGGACAUUCCUCAGACGCAUGUCCGUCGGACAUGAGGAUAACGACUGUGCCAUGUGAUCUCUGCGGAGCGUAUGGUCACCAUGAACAUACAUGCCCACAGCGUUUCUUCCCUUUCGAGAGUGUGGCUAAGACUAGCUCACUGAACCUGUGGGUGUCUUGUUGUGUCUGUGCCAGCAAUUCCCAUCUGGUCGGUGAUUGUCCAGACGCAGAUCGGGCCGCCACGGUCAAAUGGUCGUUGAAAUCGUUCGCACCUGCACAGAUCACCAAUCUUACCACUGGAGAUGAAGCGAUCCAACGUGCAAGGAUAGCUGCUACCCGCGGCCUUCGACCCGAGGGGCUUCAAAUUAGAGGCCGUGCGGGCCGCCACACUGCGGGCUUCUCUGCUUCAGCUCAGCCGUCUGGCAGCGAGUACGAGGAGGAUGAUAGCAGCGACGGGGAGUUUCUCGGUGGUCCGCGGGUAAACACACGUAGCCAGCCGAACCGGGGGCGGGGUGGUUUCACGUUUCGCCAUCCUCAAAGACUUCCUGGCAACGCGUCUGACCGUCCCCGUGAUGGCCAAGAUGACCGCUACAAUCCAGCGGCCAAUCGUCCGCGAAACAACUGGUAUGCCACGGACUCUUUUGGUCGGGCCCGCCCGCGGUCCCAGCCAGUCGCGAAUAAUCGGAACGGAGACCCUUGGAGUCGUAGAGAUGGUGACUCGAGAAGGCGUUCCCGCUCGCCACGUGGGUUUGAUGGGUACCAACCACGCCAGCGACGAUCACCUUCUCCACGCUACCACAACGGCUCCCAUCCAUCUUCUGCGGGAUCAUCAAGGGCCCCUACCGGUAGACGUGGCGGCGGGUCUAGUCAGCUGAAGCCGGGCGUGCCUAUCCAGUUGCCAGUCCGGAGAGGAUCGAGCAACUUCUCAAACAAUGACUCUCUCCCGCCGCGGCCGCCUCAAGCCUCCGGGCCUGGGCCUGGACCUGGACCAAAUCAAGCGGGGAAGAAUGGAAAGGCUGGACCCAAGAAGAAAAAGUCCAAGAAGGGCAAGGGAAAGGCAAAUGCUUAGGAAGCUAGCUCUCUUCAGAUACCUUUCCGAAAUGCCCAAAGCCACCGUUGUGACGACCAUUAGCAAUGACAAUGAGAAGAUGAAACAAUGCAGUGGUGUAGAGGGAGAAAAUGGUCAAGAAGGCCCAUGUACCUUAUGUUGCUGCGACCGAUGACCAACUCGAACUCAAACCGGUUCGCUAGUCACGGCUUGAGCUAGCAUAUCGGCUUUUGGGGAGUGUACGUCUACAUCGAGGCUUCUGGAGAGACGACCUUGGGACACUAUGAUGUUGACUUACGGGUAAUGUUGUUUUCCUUUGGUUACUAGUCUCCAGUGGCGAUGGCCGAGUCCAUUUCGUCAGCGAGAAAAGGUCUCCUCUCCAUUCGCAAGUGGUGACGGUUGUUUCGCCUGAGAAAAACAAGAGCGAAAGAAAACUGCAUGGUCAAGAGGCCGGGCAUUGUAGUAUUUGUUCCUGGCCCAACUAGGCCAAGAGACUUGACUACAUAGGUAGAAAGAGAGCCGCGUCGCUGUUUGGAACUUGACGAACGAAGUUCUCUUACUUAUCCUUUCUUUGAGUCCUCUGCCGCUGCGUUGAAUGAAUACCUUUAGCAUGCUCUCCUACCCCACUGUCGUCGCGGCAGUCCCAUGAAAUUCAUUAGCGCGAAUCAAUCAUCC
This is a messenger RNA of Exophiala dermatitidis NIH/UT8656, 2915 nucleotides long. RefSeq lists its product as uncharacterized. The record is from RefSeq and is a predicted model, not a curated record. The coding region runs from base 258 to 2261 and encodes 667 amino acids. Gene Ontology annotation, molecular function: zinc ion binding; nucleic acid binding. The transcript has a single exon. Lineage: Eukaryota; Fungi; Ascomycota; Eurotiomycetes; Chaetothyriales; Herpotrichiellaceae.